GCUAGACGCUGGUACCCGCGCGCGCAGUCACGGCAGCCACGCUCCUUCCGCCCGCCGGAGUCCAGGUGUGGGCGCAGCGCUAAGCUGAGUUGCGAUACACUCGGCUUGGGGCGGUGUGCGUAGCUGUUCUGCGGCCCUGCGACCUCGGCGACAGAAUGCGCAUAGGUAGAGCUUCAGUUCUAAGCAACACUGUCACCAAUAUCUUGAUCAUUUAAGUUGAACAUGUGAUAUGCUUGCGCUCUAGGUAAAGCAGGUAUUGAGACCAUAUAUCAGGCACUGAAAAAAAGGUUGGAAUGAAUUACGGCCCUGUGGAGUUGACCUCAGAGAAGUUUCCAUCAGCCUCAGGUUUCACUUAAAAAUGCCUUAAACGUAUGUAUGUGCGUAAGUAUGUAUACUACUGAAAGUGUUGGGAAAUCAACACUUUGUUACAAAGUCUUGUAACACCCAGAACGAUUCCAUUGCAGCGAAGACUUAGUGGACUCCUAGUCAGAAGCCUUCCAAAUUAAUUGGACACUCUUUUUCCUGCCAUUUCAAGACUUUUCAGUUUUCUAGUUUCCCUUCCCACUGCUGUCUCAACAAGUGCCCACCAUGCCCCACCCCCAGAAUUAUUUCUCUUUAUAAAAAUACUUUCCUCUUCUAUGCAUUUACUAAAUCACAUUGGCUUCUCCCGGUAUGACCGUUUCUUCUAUCUCAAUAUGGCCACGUGCUGGAAAUAAUUUCUUUCUCAUCUGAACUUUUAUAGAUAGAUAUAUGCUGUACCUGUCCAGUGACACUGUCUUUAUUAACUACAAUUGUUAUAUCUUUUUUCCCCUAACUAGACUGUACACGUUCUGAAAGUAGGGACCAUACCAUAUUUAUCUUUUGAUUACUGCACUGUUUUUCAGACUGAGGGAGGUGUAUUCUUGGAGUAUACUCUUAAGAGAAUUGUUGAUACUAGUAUCUUUCCAUAAUGAUUUUUAAAGGUAGUAUAAGCAUUUAGGCCAUUUGGAUAACCAACUGAACCCUGAAACCUACCAUGCUAUGUCAGUGCCCACAGUUAUUUGUAUUUGUUAUCACAUUUUGGUGCCAAGAAAGAAAACUGGCUAAACUAAAUGAUAGAUGUGCCACAGGUGCAAAACAAAUGACAUGCUGUAUGAACAAAGGUUUUUCAGCAAGCUAAAUAAAGUGGUGAGAGAACUGAUUUUUCCCUACAGCAUGGAAUAGCUUGUGUGCCAAAUCAAAAGAACGUGUGUGGUCAUAAGCCAGUACAGUUGUUAUGUCAGGUAACUGUUUAGUUCAGCACGUUUUCAUUUCAUUAGUUUUCAGUUCUGUUUGUAUUAAUUUGUAUUCAUUCGUUCAUGGUUGUGUAAGAGCUUUAGCAUAUAGUUUAUGCCUGGUUUUAUGGCUGAAUGUAUUUAAAAAACAAAAUACAAUAACUUAGACACAGCCUGGGGGUCUGCCAGAAUGGUUUCCUUUUAAAAAACCACACAAUACUUUUCUCAAUUUUUAGCAGCUCUGACUUAGAUAUUCAUCUUCUUCUCCUUUACAGCUUAGGCUUAGCAAAUAAUUAGCGAAAAGCUAUCCGGUUGUGUAGACACAGGUGGUGGUGCCCUAUAAAGACUCCUCGCUUUAUUGAUCUUUGCUGUUUGUUUUCAGCUUAUAGGAACUCCACCUGGGUUCUUAAAUUAAAAACACACAAAACAUCUUUUAUCUCCUUGACUAAUUAUUCCCUAUUCCUAAAAGAAUAAUACUAACAAAUAUGACUAACCCACUAAGAACAUUUUUAAAGGACCAGGCAGCUGCUGAGCUCCUGCACUGUUGUUGCUCAUAGUUCACAGAGAAAAUGUUCUUAAGAGGAAGAAUCUGGCUUUGGUUAUAUGUCAGAACAGGUAUCAUUCUAGGAAGUGAGCUAAAUAGCCCAGAGCAACAUGGUAAAAAUAAUUGUUAUCAGCUUAACAAGUUUCACUGUAGCUUUGAGGAAGCAGAAAACUACUGCUGUGUCCAGGGAGGACACCUUGCUUACACUUGGAACCGGGAAGUUCGGGAUCUUUUCUGGGACUUUCUAGAAGAAAGGAGUAAGUGGUGGAUUGGACAAAAUCUCAUGCUGCUGGGAAAACAUCAAGAAGAAAAACAACCCAGAUGUCGCGGCCAGCAGAGUCACAAAGCCCACCAGAUGCACUUACAUGUCCAGAAACUCCAACUGGAUCUCAUCAACAGUGCACUUGGGCUCACUGGGGCAUUCUUUCAGUUGCCAGGCUGUUACUGGAGGUCAAUUCUUAUUCAAACAAGGUAUGAAACUACUAAAGUGCAGCCAUUUUCUAGAGAUAAUGUUGACAAAAUCCUUCAUUCUCAACAGGUCGCAGAUGAGCCAGCAGGGAGUUUGAACGAAGUGAUUCAUGGUUUGCAAAGUCACAGCAAACUACGGAGAGCUUGUGAGGUGCUCCAGAAACUGACGGCCUUUAUGCCAGAAUUUGUAGAAAAUAUGCUGGAAAUGGCCUUGCUGGCCCUUGGGAAGAUCAAGGAAACAUUUCUACAGCAGAGCCAGUUUUCUGAGUCUUUAGUGACUUUGACCUCUAUCAUUGCUUCUCUGAUGCUGAGCAGCCAAAACAUGUCAACCUGGCCCCUGAGCUCCUAUACUCUAGGGUCCCCAGCACCUGUGAGGUUAGGCUUUUCAAGGGCUUCAGCUUUGGAAGAGCUCUUGAACAGACAACCAGGAUUUAAUGUUCAAGUGAGUGUCAAAUUGAUUCUGACCCAAAUGGAGUUGGGAUUGAUGGCUACAGGCAUUUGGAUGCACCAUGAUACUCUGAUAUCUGAUACAUUAUUACCUUUUGGGGUGUUAGGUAAUAGAUUUCAGCAACUGAUGAAACAAAUUUUCUUGUCUCUAGGUAAUAGGACUAGCUUCAGUUCCUUCAGGGAUUUUGAUGACAAGAACAUUGUUGGAAGUAUCGAAAGUGUGUUGCUAAGCUCUAAUCAUAAAUUUUUCCAAGUCCAUGAUUUAGUGGAAGAUAUUGAGAUCAUGCUGUGGAGAAAUGUUAGCGUGGAAAUCUAUCCCACCAGCAUCAACAUGAGCUCAGACCAUUUUAUUAUGACAGUGAGCAUCACUUCCCUGGAGAAAUCCCUGAUCGUGUGCAUAGAACCUGAAAGUCCCCUUUUAAUGACGCUCUACCUGGGGUUCCAGUAUCAGCCUAACCACACUCACUUCAACCUGAACAUCACUCUUCCAAAGAAUCAGGUAUGGCAAAAAGAUGAGGAAUGUACAGGGGUGCUGGCUCCAGAGAGUCUGCAGUAUGGGAGCAGCACCUACUACACAACAGCUGUGCUGAAUAAAAGCCAGGAGAGUGCCCAGCGCACACCCACCCUGCUCUUGGUGACAACUGCGGUCACUCGCUGUCAUUUCUGGGACAGCCACAACAGCACGUGGGAGACCAUAGCGUGCCAAGUUGGGCCACAGAGUACAAUUUUGAGGACACAGUAACUGUGAGGUCACUGUAACCGCCUGACCUACUUUGGCAGCGACUUCUUCAUUGUGCCCCGGAUGGUGAACAUUGAAGACACUAUCAAGCUGCUCCUUCGUGUGACCAGCAACCCUGCUGGGGUGUCAUUGCUAGCCAGCCUUUUAGGAUUCUAUAUGCUCACCUUUGUGCGGGCUUGGAGGAAGGAUCAAACGUACAUGCAGGUGAAGGUCACUGUCCUGGCUGAUAAUGACCCCAGCUCGUUUCACUACCUCCUGCAGGUCUCCACUAAUCCUCUGAGAGCUUCCUGCAUUUUAUCUUUGCUUAUCAUGUUUUAGGUGGUUAUCACCCUCUAUGGAUCAGAGGGGCAGAGGGAGACCCAUCACCUUUGUGACCCCGAGAAGGCAGUCUUCUUUGAGCCAGAGCAUCUGGAUAUCUUCCUCCUCAGUACUCAGUCCUCUUGAGGGGAACUGCACAGCCUGUGGUUCUGGCAUGACAAUUUGGGGGCCAGCCCUUCUCGGUAUGGAAACCGGGUAAUUGCCAGGGACGUGGCAGGUAAAAGGAAAUGGCACUUCCUGUCCAACUGUUGGCUGGCCAUGGACCUUGGAGAGAGUGAGCCUGACCGGGUCUUCAAACCAGUCUCAAAGAAAGAACUCUUUUCCUUUAGACACCUGUUUUCCUCCAUGAUUGUAGGAAAGCUCACCCAGGAUCAUCUGUGGCUCGGGAACCAGUUUACAAGAGUCCAGAGGCUCUCUUGCUGCAUGACCUUGCUUCUGUGCGACAUGGUCGUCAACGUCAUGUUCUGGAGGAAAACUGGCACCACUGCCCAGAGAGAUGAGCAAGGUAUGGGUGAGCCCGAUGUUGGGUCCAUUGCUAUGACCUGGUCCCAACUGUUCAUCAGCAUCCAAACCGCUGUCUUCCUCUUCCCUGUCAGUCUCGUAAUCGGGAGGCUCUUCCUGCUGAUCUAGCCUCAGGAACCCCUGCCUCUUUUUCCUCCCGACCAGGCUUCCUGCCUCUCAGAUGCUCCUUGUGAGCCUCUGUCUCACAGAGCAAAUGGUCCAGUCUUUCAUUCUGAAUUAAAGGAGACUGUGGGAUUCCUACUCUGGAGAAAUAUGUACCUACUCUCAGAGUCGGAACAACCUUUAUGGAGUCCUUCCAACAUUAACAAGCAGGUGAAGCUUUUACCCAGCCUCCUCUGUUCUCACGUAGCAGGUCACGGCUCUCAUCAGCGGGCAAGACCCCUUUGGGUAAACGUGGUUCCUGAAGGCCAGCAUCAUUUCUGUCAUUACCUGCUCAGAGUUCUGCAGAGGCUUCAAUCUCACUUAAGUGCACUGGGUCCCACUCAGGCUGACCAGCCUUGUGACAUCCUAGAUGCCACCAGUCAACUGCAAGAACUCCAGGAGCUCUUGGAAAUACAUAUUCUUCCAACAGAACAGGGGCCAUUCAGAGAGGCAACCUGUUCCCCCCUCCUGAGCCCGGAAGAAGGGAAGAAGCCCGUCGCUAAUGGCCUGCCCCGAUGGUUGACUUGCAUCUCCUGGCUCCCUCUGGGUGUCACUAGCCCAGCUGCAGCCUUUUUUACUGCAUUUUAUAGUCUGGAACUGAACAAAGACCAGGCCACCAACUGGGUUAUUUCAGUAAUAUUAUCAGUGCUUCAGAACGUCUUCAUCAGCCAGCUACUAAAGGCGAUCGUCCUCACAUUGUCCAUCUCACUGAUGCGGAACAGGAUGCCGUGUCUUACCAAAGAGAAGGAACAACAAACAAGGAGGAUCUUGGCACUCUUGGCAAAAUGUUCACCAUUACCUGGUUCGAGAGAUAAGAACAACCCCGUCUAUACAGCUCCAGCUUUCCACAGCCCGGGUAAGUGACCAGAAAGAACCUUGAAAGAGAAGAAACAUUUCAAGCUGACAGGAGAUAUUUUGGUACAAAUCCUCUUCCUCAUCUUGUUGAUGACUGCGGUCUACUCAGCACAGAACUCCAGUAGGUUUUACCUCCAUCAAGCUAUUUGGAAGAGGUUUUCCCACCGUUUCUCAGAGAUCAAACUUCUUAAGCAUUUCUACCCACAGGCCACUCACCUUCCUAACCUUUAUGGGGAUUACAGAGGUAUGGACACAGUCCUGGGGCCCCACUUCUGGGAUGCUUCUUGUUCAAAAUUUUCUACCAGUGACCAACACUUUGUCCUACCUUUCUGUCCUAAGAAUCGUUGCACUGAUUUCAAAGACAAGUUUGAAAGGAAGAGGGCACAAGCUUUAAGGACUCUUGACUCCAGGUAUUCUUUGUUCUCAGGUGCCUUCUUCACCUCUCUGAGGCUGGACGCAUCCAAGAGACUUUGGUCUGUUAUCUCACAAGUCCUCUGUUAUCUCCUAGUCUGUUACUACGCCUUCGUACAGGGUCAUUGGCUGAAACAGCAGAGGUGGCGGUUCUUCACUAGGAAAAGAAACAUCCUGGACACGAGCAUAAGCCUCAUUAGUGUCAUCCUGGGUCUUGACAUGAAGCUUACUUCUCUGCAUAAGAAAAACAUAGCACAAUACCACUAUGACCGUAACAGGUUCAUCAGCUUCCAUGAGGCAAUAAAAGUAAACUCAGCAGUCGUUCACCUCAUGGGCUUCCUGGUUCUACUGGCAACUGUUCAGCUGUGGAACCUGCUGGAUCCUAACCCCAGGCUGCAGGUCGUCAGUAGAGCACCCAGCAAAGCCUGGGUGGAACCUGCUGGCUUCCUGCUGUUCAUCCUGAUCCUGCUGACAGGCUAUGCCAUUGCUUUUAACCUGCUGUUUGGAUGGAGCAUCUGGGACUACCAAACUUUUUUCAGCUCAGCAGUGACUGCUGUUGGUCUCAACAUGGGAAUCUCUCAUCACAAGGAGGUUGUUGUUUUAGAGCCAAUCCUGGGUUCUUUUCUGAUCCUCACCAGUGUCAUCUUGAUAGUACUUGUGAUCAUUAACCUUUUUGUUGUCAUCCUCAUGGCCUUUGGUAAAGAAAGUCCCUUAAGGAAACCCAGUUUACCAAGACUAUAUUAUGUUCUAUAUCCACUGUCCUAUAAACACCUGGUCCUCCGCUAUUUAGCAGAAACACUCCAAUGCCUGACAACUCUAAAAGAAGGUGCAUUCACAGAUGGUGCUGCAGAGAGUUUGCUAGGAAUCCAGCGGCACCAGAACACAUGA
Molecule: messenger RNA, 6586 nt
Organism: Panthera uncia (snow leopard)
Lineage: Eukaryota; Metazoa; Chordata; Mammalia; Carnivora; Felidae
Gene: PKD1L3
Product: polycystin 1 like 3, transient receptor potential channel interacting
Biological process (GO): detection of mechanical stimulus
Cellular component (GO): membrane
Molecular function (GO): calcium channel activity; protein binding
Source: RefSeq, a predicted model, not a curated record